AAAAAAAACGAAAAAAAAUCAAUGAAAUCUCUUCCAUCUUCUUCAUCUCCAUCUCCACCUUCAUCUCCCUCCCAUUUCUCCCUCCUCCUCCCAUGGCCGCCGCCGCCGCCGCCGCCGUCGCCAGUACUCCUACCUAACAGCGAUCCGGCAGCCACCAUCCCCAUUACUCUCUCGCCACCUCUUCCCCCUCCGCAUACAGCCAACUCAUGACUUCUUCUUACUUCUUAUCCUCCACCAAACAGUACACCACACCUGAACCCCUCCUCCUCCACCACCGCCACCUCCGCCGCCACCACCUCCCAAGACACCGAGUCCUUUCCCUACUAUCCUCCGCCGUUGGCGAAGCUCACUUCCCGCAGAAACCAUCCACCUUCUCUCUCCAACUGCUCCGACCCUCCGCCCGCUUCAGGAAGCCUUCCUUUGCCACCACCGUCUCAUCCUCCUUCGAGGGCGAAGAAGGAGGAGAGCAGCGACGGGAUGAGGUGCCGGGAGGUAUGGCGGAGGAGUUCCACAUCUCGUCGAGCACCGCGACAGCGAUCUCGGUCCUCAUAGCCGUCGCCGUCCUGUCCUUGCCGCUGCUGAUGAAGUCGCAGCUGGGGGUGGGGGCGCCGCUGAAGAGCCGGGCACUGACGUACGUGACGCUGCUGUUCGGGUUCUACAUGGCGUGGAACAUCGGGGCGAACGACGUGGCGAACGCGAUGGGGACGUCGGUGGGGUCGGGGGCGCUGACGCUGCCGCAGGCGGUGGUGACGGCGGCGGUGCUGGAGUUCUCCGGGGCGCUGCUGAUGGGGACGCACGUGACCAGCACGAUGCAGAAGGGCAUCCUGGUGGCCGGCGUCUUCCAGGGCAAGGACACCCUCCUCUUCGCCGGCCUCCUCUCCUCUCUCGCCGCCGCCGGCACUUGGCUCCAGGUUGCAUCCUACUAUGGUUGGCCCGUCUCCACCACACACUGCAUCGUAGGAUCAAUGGUUGGGUUCGGCCUCGUGUACGGAGGACCGGGCGCUGUUUUCUGGAAGUCGCUGGCGAGGGUGAUGUCGUCGUGGGUUAUUUCGCCUCUGAUGGGCGCUCUCGUCUCGUUCCUUGUCUACAAAUGCAUCCGCCGGUUUGUGUACAGUGCUCCGAAUCCAGGACGGGCUGCCGCCACUGCUGCACCGGUUGCGGUGUUUGUCGGCGUAACCACAAUCUCUUUUGUGGCUUUCCCGCUCAGCAAGAGCUUUCCUCUGGCUCUGGCCCAGGCUUUAGCUUGUGGCACGGCUGGUGCGGUCUUGGUUUACAGAAUCAUCCGGAAACAGCUCGGUCAUCUCCUCGACAAAGCCGACUCACCAGGGACAGAGCCAAAAGAAGCGGCCAUGCUCAAUCAAAACAUCGGAUUCCUGACCGAAAUCGCCGGCCCGAAAGGCACCCAACUGGAGAUAGUGUACGGGGUCUUUGGGUACAUGCAAAUCCUGUCAGCCUGCUUCAUGUCGUUUGCUCACGGGGGGAACGACGUAUCGAAUGCCAUCGGUCCAUUGGCCGCUGCGCUGUCCAUUCUUCAAGGCGGGGCGAGUGGGGCCGAGAUCGUGAUCCCGACCGACGUUCUCGCUUGGGGAGGAUUCGGGAUCGUCGCGGGUCUGAUGAUGUGGGGGUACAGAGUGAUCGCCACGAUCGGGAAGAAGAUAACGGAGCUCACGCCGACCAGAGGCUUCGCCGCCGAGUUUGCAGCAGCCACCGUGGUUCUCUUCGCAUCAAAGCUGUGCCUGCCGAUCUCAGCCACUCACACGCUGGUCGGCGCCGUCAUGGGAGUCGGGUUCGCUAGAGGACUGAACAGCGUGAGAGCGGAGACCGUCAGGGAGAUUGUGGCCUCCUGGGCAGUGACAAUCCCUGUUGGUGCGCUCUUUGCGGUCGUCUACACAUGGAUAUUGACGAAGCUCUUGUCAUACAUAUUGUGAGCAAAUGAUUCGCUGGUUCAAUGCCUCUGUUGUUGUGAUUCAGCCUUUGCUCUCUUCCCUGAUGAUUCUGGGGGAUGAUUUUGGUUUUCUCCGAACUUUGAUAAGGCGAUUCCCGUCGAGCCGAAGCGUGCAUCCCAUCUCGAACAAGAGCUUCCCAUCAAUUUUGCUUCUUCUGCUUGUGUUUGUUUCA
Syzygium oleosum is the source of this 2118-nucleotide messenger RNA. RefSeq names its product inorganic phosphate transporter 2-1, chloroplastic-like. Bases 207 to 1928 code for a protein of 573 amino acids. Gene Ontology annotation, molecular function: phosphate transmembrane transporter activity. Gene Ontology annotation, cellular component: membrane. Gene Ontology annotation, biological process: phosphate ion transmembrane transport. Lineage: Eukaryota; Viridiplantae; Streptophyta; Magnoliopsida; Myrtales; Myrtaceae. The transcript is spliced from 3 exons. The record is from RefSeq and is a predicted model, not a curated record.